Molecule: messenger RNA, 804 nt
Organism: Aureobasidium pullulans EXF-150
Lineage: Eukaryota; Fungi; Ascomycota; Dothideomycetes; Dothideales; Saccotheciaceae
Exons: 2
Coding region: 1-804 (267 amino acids)
Biological process (GO): mRNA cis splicing, via spliceosome
Cellular component (GO): cytosol; spliceosomal complex
Source: RefSeq, a predicted model, not a curated record
AUGAGCGGUGCACUGAGAGUCAUCGAGCAGUCGCCGAGAGAGAGCGACUACACCACUCUUCAGGCGCACCAAGAGGAGACACCGACGAGCUAUUACGAGGGCAAGCCCGUGCUGCACCACAAAGUCCAGAAUGCCACCUUGAAGGUGUCGGAGCAGGAGCUGGCCAGCAACUCUGCUCUGCGCGCAUUACGCACCUCUGCCGGCCCUGGUGCAGGCCCGCAUGCUUCUCCUCACUCACAUACCAACGGCGACGGCGAGGAAUCAAGAGUUGAAGUUACCAUCACACGCAUUCAGAUCUGGGUAUCAUCCGACAUCUUUACCCUCUGGAGUUCUACUGCUGGAACCGGUGUCCAAAUUCCCUACCGGACCAUCUCGUUACACGCGCGCCAACAGAACGCCCUGUACAUUCAACUAUGCCUAAGCGACAUCUCACAGACCGCCGACGACGACCUUGAGACUGUCGAGCUCCUCUUGACACCCGACCCUACCGUCGACGGCAAUGCCACCGAAGCUGCCGAGCAACUCUUCAACGCCGUUUCUGCUUGCGCCGAUCUACACCCCGACCCGGAUGAGGAUGAUGAACAAGAGCAAGAGCCGGAACCCGGCACUGGAGGUUGGAUUACUGCCGAUAACAUGCAAGACUUUAUGGAUGAGAAUGGCGAGUUCCGUAUGCCCGAGGGCGGAACUCUUGGUGCUGGAGCUGGUUCGGUGAGGACUGCCGAUCAAUUCGAGGAUGCUGAUGCUGGCGAUGAGGUCGACGGCGAAGACACAUCCGAUGAGACCAAGUGGCGCCGAACAAGUUGA